AUGGAAAAGGGGGACAACAGAUCGCGAAACAACACUGUUCUGACGAUCAACAUUUCAUCAAGCGUAUUUAGUGCCUUGUUAUUUCUAUUGGGUGGUGUGGUGAGCGCGAUACUCGUCUCAAACCUUGGAAUAUUUUUACCCACGCGAAAGUCAAUUAGUGGGACCGGCACAACCGAAUUGUCAACACUCCCAAACACUGAAGUUCAAAAGUUUGAUUAUGGCCUGCGAAAUUGGCCAGUAUCUGCAUCGCAGAAGUCAUCUGUUUCGCCAGAUGUUGCUGGUGAGGUGCAGGCUGCCGUCAAUCAAGCCUUAGAUGCACAAUCUAUUGGAAGGAAAGAGAAAGCUCAUAAACUAUUCCAACAUGCCUUGGCAUUAGAUCCAUCACAUGCAGAUACACUCAAUGCUUAUGGAGAAUUCAUUGAAGAAGAAGAUAUCAUCAAAGCAAAUCAUUUCUACUCCUGUGCUCUCAUCUCAAAUGAUUCUCAUUCUAAAGCUCUUAUGAAUCGGGAAAGAACAUCCGCAGCAGUGGCUGAGAUUGAUAAGAGAAUGUUUGCUAAGGUUGAUGAGAAGAGAGAACAACUAGGUCUCCAGAUCCCUGACAAUAAUGGUGCUCUUCAAAGAGCUCAAGAAGAGUUCUACUAUCUUCAGAUCUAUCACACUACUGCUAUAGAAGGCAACACCCUUUCAUUGGAACAGAUGAGGUCUAUUAUGGAGACCGGGUUAGCUGUUGGUGGGAAGAGCGUUAUGGAACACAACGAGGUACUUGGUCUAAACCUUGCACUACAGUUCAUCAACAACACUCUCAUGCAUCGCUUUGGGAAGAUCACCGUUGAUGACAUCCUUCAAAUACACAAACGCGUUCUUGGUCACGUUGACCCCUUAGGGGCAGGGAGUCUACGCACCACACAGGUGUUUGUUGGAGGUUAUAUCCCGCCCCCUUCGGUUGAAAUCAAUGACCUAAUGGAUGAUUUUGUUGAGUGGAUGAAUUCAGAGGAAGCAUUGUCUCUACAUCCUGUGGAAUUUGCUGCAUUAGCACAUUAUAAAUUUGUUUACAUUCAUCCUUUUAUGGAUGGUAAUGGAAGGACGUCACGUCUCUUAAUGAAUCUAAUCCUGCUACGAACUGGUUAUCCACCAGUUAUUGUUAAGCUAUCUCAGAGACAGCAAUAUUAUGAAACCAUAAAACAAGCUAAUGCUGGUGAUAUCAGACCAUUUAUUAGGUUUAUAUGUAAUUGCCUUGAUGAUAUGUUGGAUGCUUAUCUAUGGUUAACUUCAGACUCUCCGAGUAGCCUUCCAGAAAUAGAAGAAGGGAAACGGUUGGUCACUGAUUUGUGAUGAGUAUUAUGUUUUGACAUCCACAGGGUUUGUAGUGGUCCGGGAUAUCGACAGUACCUUUUUCAACCUAAAGUCAGUUGAAAAUCAGGGAAUUAGGAAUUUGCAAAUUAUUUAUUUGAGAUAUUUUGAAAUUAUUGGUGGUGUGGUCAUCUGCAAUCCUUAUGAUAUUGAUAUUUCUGAAUUGUAGAAAUUUUUUUGAUAUAUCUUCUGCUGUGCCAUAGUAAUGAAAAGUUUUAGUAACUUUUAACAUUUGUGAUUUUUGAUUUCCUUGUAAUUGUAAUUCACAGAUUAUAAAAGACAUUGAUAGCAACUUGCUAGUUAUAGCCCAGCGCACACUACACCUUCUAUUACAAUCCAGUUUCACAGAAAUCAUAAUCAUAACAUUCCAACAUACAGGUUUAACAAUCAAAUUUUGAAUAGUGGUAUCAAAUACUAUACUUUAAAUUCAAAGUCUACAUGUAUUUUUAUUCUCUCAGUAGGAAUAAAAGCAAAGUUGGAUUGAUUUCAAUCGUAUUGACGUUGUAGUCGGCUGUGACUUGAAGCCGAUUUAGAUUUGACUUUGAACACAGGGUUUGCAGAAUUCUGUUUUUAUUAUUCCUAGUAUUAUGCUGAAAAUCCAAUGGAAUAAUACAAUCCCUCAGAGCAUAUACACAUGUUUCAAUGUUUUUUUUUUUUUCACCUGCAAGAGAAGUGCUCAUUUUGGCUUGCAUGCAGCUUGAGUGCCGUGAUGAGCGAGUUAUUUGUUUUAUCAUGAAAUACACUUUUGGGGAAAAAAUACAUUUUUUUAAAUCACAGAAUAAAGUUUUUCAUUCCCAGAGGUUAGCAGGUGUGCGUCACAGUAAGAUUGUGUAGUGUGCGUCAGGCUUUAUAAGGUCUAUUAUACAGUACUUCCAAACCUCUCUCAAUCAAACCUACCCUGCUAUUUUGGUUAACAAACUAGUUCUAUGGAGUGGGAUUUUACUCAAUUAGCUGCUCAUUGGCUUUCUA
This is a messenger RNA of Lytechinus variegatus (green sea urchin), 2319 nucleotides long. Its product is annotated as protein adenylyltransferase FICD-like. NCBI's taxonomy places the organism in Eukaryota, Metazoa, Echinodermata, Echinoidea, Temnopleuroida, Toxopneustidae. The transcript has 3 exons. The coding region runs from base 1 to 1332 and encodes 443 amino acids. The record is from RefSeq and is a predicted model, not a curated record. Gene Ontology annotation, molecular function: protein binding.